Molecule: messenger RNA, 2415 nt
Organism: Notechis scutatus (mainland tiger snake)
Lineage: Eukaryota; Metazoa; Chordata; Lepidosauria; Squamata; Elapidae
Gene: SLC25A35
Product: solute carrier family 25 member 35
Source: RefSeq, a predicted model, not a curated record
UCCCUUGACAACACCCACCCACCCACACCCAUAAUGGACUUUUUCCUCAGUGGGGUGGCUGCCUGUGGGGCCUGCCUCUUUACCAAUCCCCUGGAAGUGGUGAAGACCCGGAUGCAGCUCCAAGGAGAGCUCCGCUCUCCUGGCACGUACACCCGCCAUUACCGCAAUGUCUUCCAUGCCUUGUACACCAUCGGACGGGUGGACGGGCUGGCUGCUCUCCAGCGAGGACUUUCGCCUGCCUUGUUCUAUCAGUUUGGCUUUAACGGCAUCCGCUUAGGCGCCUAUGGGAUAGCGGAAUCCAAGGGCUACAUCUACAAGCGGGAUGGACGGAUCAGCCCAUUGCGGGCCACCCUGGCAGGAGCUUUGGCUGGCGCCGCAAGUGCCAUUGUGAGCAGCCCCCUGUACCUGGUGAAGACUCAUCUCCAAGCUCAGUCAGCUUCUGAGAUUGCUGUAGGACACCAGUAUCAGCACCAGGGAAUGUUCCACGCGCUAAGUGGGAUCCACAAAGAACAUGGUGUGUUAGGACUGUGGCGUGGAGCCAUUUCGUCCGUGCCCCGAGUCAUGGUGGGUUCAUCCACGCAGCUGUCUACCUUCUCCUUUUCCAAACAGUUUUUCAACAACCUCGAGAUCUUCCCCAAAGACAGCUGGCUGAUUGCCUUGUGUGCCGGGAUGACGAGCAGCUUCGUGGUGGCCAUCGCCAUGACACCUUUUGAUGUGGCCAGCACCCGCCUUUACAACCAACCGAUUGGACCCGAUGGCCAGGGCAUGAUGUACAAAGGACUCUUGGACUGCCUGGCCCAAAUCAUCCGGACCGAGGGCUUUUGGGGGGCCUACAAAGGAGUGGGGGCUUCUUACUUCCGCAUCGGGCCGCACACGAUCCUCAGCCUUCUCUUCUGGGAUCAAAUCCGCCAAGUCAACUUCCGCUGACUGCAGGAGUGAAGCCGCUCAUAAGGGGGAUGACCCCCCCCCCAAUUUGCACGUCGUGACAUACCUCAGGGGGCGGUCCGGACCUCGCUGUCAGUCAAGCUAAUCUCAAGAGAUUCAACUUCUUACUGGGCAGAGAAAGAUCAUUGGUAGCCCAUUCCUCACGCUUUGUUUUUUGGCCGUUCUCACCUCUGGGUCCCCUUUUCUAUUUUGCUACAGGUGGGAGGAGAAAAUAAACGUGCAAAUCUUUCUCCUGCCUGGAAUAAUAAUACCUCAAUCCUAAUUUCUGGACUGAGGAGCCAAACCAUCACACAGAAGCUCUUCCUGAAGCUCUUCCUGUUGAAGCUUGUGCAGGAACCCACCAGGCCCAUUCUAUAGUGAAGCGCCAUUUUUCCACUGCAGAAGAUGGACCGCUGUCGGUUUUGUAAAUGGCCUCCAGGUCCCACCUACCUAGAAGCCCUAAAAAGCUUUCUCACUUCAUUGGCUCAUUUUGGCCCAGUGUGCAAACAUAUAGGGCCUCUGUAAAGGUGGCGGGAGGCGGGCUGAGUUCAAGCUGUUUUCCAUGGCAACCAAGUAGGCCUAUAGGUAGGGCUCACCUGCUCCUCUGUUAAUCCCUCCUCUAGGUGGCACUAGAGUGCUGUCCUGCUCUUUUGGAUUUCUUGCUGUCUAUCCACAUGCUUAAUUAAAGUUAUCAGAUCUGUUUGUAAUGUUCAGUUGGGUAAAAUGGUGCAUUAUGGGGCAACAGUUUUUCAAUCAAUAUACAUCAAAUGGGCUAACAUACAGAAUGUAUCCAAAACUUGGGCCCCAUGUGACUGGGAAUUGAAAUUUGACACAUUUGUGGCCAUUUCAGUCGUGCCACCUCUAUCGAGUCAUUUGUCCUUUCCAACACUCCUGAAACCUUUGGCAAAGAAGAAGCCAGAAAGUUAAGUCACAAGUUUUUCAGGCAAGUCUCCCCCACUCACACAACACACAUAGCCCUUCUGGGCUCCUACCCCUCAUGUACCACUGCAUACCUUUAGCUGCAUCACAGUUCUGCGUGCUGUGUCAACCUCAUGGCACUGUCCUGCACCCCUACUCAGCUUUCUCAACUCAUACCAAAUUCCUGUGUACUCCAUCUGACCUUUUGCAUACUUCUGUACUCUCCUGGACUUCCACAGCACCUCAUACAUUCUCUACACACAUCCUUGACCUAUUCUGACCCGUGUGGCACAUGUCAUGCCUCCUUCCCAAUUCUUGUGAUAUCUUUCCCUUGUGCGGAGUCCAUUUUUAUUUCAACAGGAAAGCCACCAGGAAGUAUAAACUUGAUGCAGCAGGAAGGAAGGAAGGAGAGGAGAGGGAGGGAGGGAAGGAAGGAAGGAUAGGUAAACUGCCAGGCAGGUCAGGGAAAAUGUAUUGACUUUAACUCCCAUUUUAGCUGGGGAAUUCUGGGAGCUGAAGCCUGCACAUCAUAAAGGGUUCUUGUUUAAUCUUCAGGUUCUCCUUAUCAUGAAA